CUUAUGUAACUGUUCUUCAUAUUCAUGUAUUGAUUAAAUAAAUAAAUAAACUGUCUAUAAUCUCACGUAUGUCGCCGAGACAGUUCUGUUGUUGUCAACUGGAAGUGUGUGAAAAUGUGAACCGUGGUAUAACUAACACUAAACCCCUGGUGGGUUGGAAUAGCAAAACGCGUUCACACUUUACGUGUCUUUUGGAAAUGUUUGAGUAUGUGGUGUGCAGUAAGUACCAUGAGCUGCAUAUGAAUAGCCUACAUGUGUAUAAAUACACUGAAUACUUUCGAGAACUGAGAAUAUGACUCAAUAUAAAGCCCUCUGUUGUAGAACAUUUGUGGGGAUUUUAAAAACAGCAACAACCUUUUCUCGACCAGGAUGGGCGUCCUCUCCUGAACAAAAUGCAUGCCAUAAAUAGCAGGGGCUUGGCGCUAGGCUCUGGGAAACUCCACACUGAAGGAGAAAUGGCUACCGGUUUGCCAAUAACACAACAAAUCUGCAGCUCUGUACCUCCGACUUCUUCAGCCACAUCUGCUGUUCCCAUUGCCGAGGUAGAGGAUUGUCUCAUCUAUGAUCGAAACGGGCUUCGAUUAACCUUCAAGAGCUUAUAUCAAACCCACAAAGCUAUCAUUAUUUUUGUGAGGCAUUUUUUGUGCUUCACAUGUCAGGAAUAUGUUGAAGACCUAAGCAAAAUACCACAGGAAAUACUAUUGGAUGCUGAUGUCCGACUUAUUGUCAUUGGGCAAUCAGGCUUUUCCCAUAUAGAGGCAUUCUGCUCGCUGACAGGCUAUCAACAUGAAAUUUAUGUUGAUCCAGAGCGACAUAUUUAUAAGAAACUAGGGAUGAAAAGAGGGGAGAUCUAUGAGGAAACAGCCUCUCAAAGCCCACAUGUGAAAUCCAGCAUGCUUGUUGGCAGUAUAAAGAGCAUGUGGCGUGCCAUGACCAGUCCUGCCUUUGAUUUUCAAGGAGAUCCUCUCCAGCAAGGAGGAGCACUCAUCAUUGGCCCAGGCCCCAACAUUCAUGUUGCACAUUUUGACAUGAAUCGAUUUAACCAUAUGCCAAUCAAUGGGUUGCUUCAGCUGGCUGGAAUGCAGGUGGUUGACUUUAACAGACAUGCCAAGAUUAUUGACGUAUGAGAAAGGCACCCACCGUUUCACUUUAGAUUUGCACUCGGCUUUUAAACAGGGUUUUAAAAAGCACCUCUUUGUUGGAACAUGUUCAUAAAGGAGACAUAACAGCAUAUCUACCGAGAUCUGAGGAGACAUCUUUGAUUUAUAAUCUCAGAUAACCCAAUAUCAUUUCAAAAAUGAACUGACCCUGGUAUUAGAAUAGCUAAUGCAGAAUGGGUUGUACAGUUGUGCGGAUAAAAGACCUAAAGAAGCAAGCACAAAAUUUCCUCCAGCCUCCUUCUAACCAGACCAUGAAUAAUGCCAUUUCAGCAGGACUUCUUCCCGGUUCUGCAUAUAUGUAUGGUUAUGUAGCACAAGUUUAAAUAACCUGUACAUUCCUUUGUAUCUGCUUAUUUUUGUCUGACAGAAAUAUGCCAUGUUUGUGAAAGAUUACAAAGUUUCUUUGCAAAACCUUGAACAUUUUGAUUUUUUCUCACAGCCAUAAAAGAAUUGUUGAUAUGCAUUCAUAAUGAAGAUUGACAGCUUUAAAUUGUUUUGUUUUUUUGUACACAUAUACACAAGAUGGACAAACAAUGUAGUUGUGUUUUAAUAUAAGUGGCAGUAAGUGUUGUGUUGUGCUGUGCCUGAUAACACUUGAACCUGUGCAUUGAAUACACAAGUCGAUGUUGA
Ictalurus furcatus (blue catfish) is the source of this 1790-nucleotide messenger RNA. RefSeq names its product peroxiredoxin like 2C (gene prxl2c). The transcript has 6 exons. NCBI's taxonomy places the organism in Eukaryota, Metazoa, Chordata, Actinopteri, Siluriformes, Ictaluridae. The coding region runs from base 393 to 1127 and encodes 244 amino acids. The record is from RefSeq and is a predicted model, not a curated record.